Molecule: messenger RNA, 954 nt
Organism: Elephantulus edwardii (Cape elephant shrew)
Lineage: Eukaryota; Metazoa; Chordata; Mammalia; Macroscelidea; Macroscelididae
Product: olfactory receptor 10AG1-like
Exons: 1
Coding region: 1-954 (317 amino acids)
Biological process (GO): G protein-coupled receptor signaling pathway
Cellular component (GO): membrane
Molecular function (GO): G protein-coupled receptor activity; olfactory receptor activity
Source: RefSeq, a predicted model, not a curated record
AUGGAAUUAACAAAAGAAAAAGACCAAAGAAAUGUUACCACAUUGGUAGAAUUUAUCCUGCUUGGCUUUUCUGAUGUUCCUAAACUCCAAGGAUUUCUUUUUGGGGUGUUUCUGAUAAUUUAUGUGAUUAUUCUGAUUGGGAAUUUUCUCAUUAUCAUACUAACCAAGGUAGAUUCUUCCCUGCAAACCCCGAUGUAUUUUUUUCUGGGAAACUUUUCUGCCUUGGAAAUAUGCUAUGUAUCAGUCACUAUUCCCAGACUGUUAGCAGAUCUUUGUAGGCAGAAUAGAAACAUUUCUUUUCUGGCCUGUGCUACUCAGAUGUAUUUUUUUCUGGUCUUAGGGGCCACUGAGUGCUUCAUUCUGACAGCAAUGUCUUAUGACAGGUAUGUGGCCAUUUGUAAUCCAUUACUCUACCCUCUGAUCAUGAACACUGAACUGUGCAUGCAGCUGGCAACUGGCUGUUGGAUCAGUGCAGUUCCAGUACACAUAGGGUUCACCUAUCUGAUCUUCUCUCUACCUUUCUGUGGACCUAACCAGUUGGAUCACUUUUUCUGCGACAUCCCUCCAGUGCUGAAACUAGCCUGUGGAAACACCUUUGUAAUUGAGAUGCUGAUUUACGUCGUGGCUGUUCUAGUUGUCACUAUUCCUUUCAUGUUGAUACUUGGAUCUUAUGUCAAAAUAAUCUCAACCAUCCUGAAGCUUCCAUCAGCAACCGGGCGUGCCAAGGCAUUCUCCACUUGUUCUUCUCAUCUUAUGGUGGUAACGUUAUUCUUUGGAUCAGGCAUCAUUACAUAUAUGAGACCCAAGUCCAGUCAUUCAGUAGGAAUGGAUAAAUUCUUUUCUCUUUUUUACACCAUUGUAACACCAAUGUUUAACCCCUUGAUAUAUUGUCUCAGGAACAAAGAUGUCAUGGUGGCACUGAAAAAAUUUCUAUCAAAAUGGGUUUUGUCAUGA